AUUUUUUCAGUGCAGUUCGAUUGUUCGAACAGUAAAAAAAAAAAAAAAAAGCAUCUCUAACUGAUUUAUUUAAGUACCAUUUUCAUUUUCUGCAGGCACUACAAUUCCAGAAUUCCUCUUCAUAGAAAGGAUCCGCAACUUUUUAAACCUCUCUUACGUUUGUUUCCCGGGAAAGUGAUAGAAAAUUUUUUCAGUGUUUGGUUCUCUGUUGUGUUGGAAGCUUAAGGUGCGCUCUGCCGAAGCAAAACCAGAGACAUUUUUGCUGUAUGUCAGUAGCAUACUACACUGAAAAUUACUACGGUGGAUACGGUGAGCUUGCUAACCCUUUACAAUGGCCACAACUCAGGAAAAAGCGACGCCUUUUUACAUCAACCCCGCCGUCACCGCCGACAAGAUCGACAACAAGAACGGCAAGCCUUCACCCCCUGCCAAGGGCGUCUUGCAAAAUUGGAGCCUUGCCGGCUCUGACCCGUCUCAGGAUCUGACCCGAAAGACACCCUCCAUGGCGACCUUGAUCCGCCCUGUUGAGCCUCUCUCUGAUCCUCCUCCUACUAAGACUGCUGUUCCCACCAAAGGAGUUUCAAUUAUGUCAAGGGCUCAAACCAGUCAUCCUUUGGACCCUCUGUCAGCUGCAGAAAUCUCAGUGGCAGUUGCAACUGUUCGAACUGCUGGGAAAACCCCUGAGGUGCGAGAUGGCAUGCGCUUUAUUGAAGUGGUUUUGGUUGAACCAGAUAAGCAUGUUGUUGCAUUGGCAGAUGCAUAUUUCUUCCCUCCAUUCCAGCCAUCAUUACUUCCCAGGACAAAGGGUGGGCCUGUGAUUCCUACUAAACUUCCUCCAAGGCAAGCGAGACUUGUUGUCUAUAACAAGAAGUCAAAUGAGACUAGUGUGUGGAUUGUUGAACUAUCUGGGGUUCAUGCUACAACUCGAGGUGGCCACCAUAGGGGCAAAGUUGUUUCAUCUAAAGUUGUUCCAGAUGUCCAACCUCCCAUGGAUGCCGUGGAAUAUGCUGAGUGUGAGGCUCUAGUUAAGGACUUUCCUCCAUUUCGGGAGGCUAUGAAGAAAAGGGGCAUUGAGGAUAUGGAACUUGUGAUGGUUGAUCCCUGGUGUGUAGGAUAUCAUAGUGAGGCUGAUGCUCCUAGUCGGAGACUUGCUAAACCACUAAUAUUCUGUAGAACAGAGAGUGACUGCCCUUUGGAGAAUGGUUAUGCUCGUCCGGUUGAAGGAAUUCAUGUACUUGUUGAUAUGCAAAAUAUGGUGGUGAUUGAGUUUGAAGACCGCAAGCUUGUCCCUCUCCCACCAGCUGAUCCAUUGAGAAAUUACACUGCUGGUGAAACUCGAGGAGGUGUUGAUAGGAGUGAUGUGAAACCACUACAAAUCAUUCAACCUGAAGGUCCUAGUUUCCGGAUAGAUGGACACUUUGUGCAAUGGCAGAAGUGGAAUUUCCGCAUUGGUUUUACUCCUCGAGAGGGUUUGGUGAUCUAUUCUGUUGCUUAUGUUGAUGGUAAUCGUGGUCGGAGGCCUGUGGCUCACAGAUUAAGUUUUGUUGAGAUGGUAGUCCCAUAUGGAGAUCCAAAUGAUCCACAUUACAGAAAGAAUGCUUUUGAUGCUGGAGAAGAUGGACUGGGCAAAAAUGCGCAUUCACUUAAGAAGGGUUGUGAUUGUGUGGGAUAUAUCAAGUACUUUGAUGCUCAUUUUACAAAUUUCACUGGAGGUGUUGAAACAAUAGAGAAUUGUGUCUGUUUGCAUGAAGAGGAUCAUGGAAUCUUGUGGAAGCAUCAAGACUGGAGAACUGGUUUAGCAGAGGUUCGAAGGUCAAGAAGGCUAACAGUGUCAUUUAUAUGUACUGUGGCUAACUAUGAGUAUGGGUUCUUCUGGCACUUUUACCAGGAUGGUAAGAUUGAAGCCGAGGUUAAACUCACUGGAAUUCUCAGCUUGGGAGCACUGCAACCUGGAGAAGGAAGAAAGUAUGGCACCACAAUUGCACCUGGAUUAUAUGCACCGGUUCAUCAACACUUCUUUGUGGCUCGCAUGGACAUGGCAGUUGAUUGUAAGCCUGGGGAGUCAUUCAAUCAAGUUGUUGAAGUGAAUGUUAAAGUUGAAGAACCGGGAAAGGAUAAUGUUCAUAACAAUGCCUUUUAUGCAGAAGAGGAACUGCUUAGAUCUGAACUUCAAGCAAUGCGUGACUGUAAUCCGUUGACUGCCCGCCACUGGAUUGUUAGAAACACAAGAAAUGUCAAUCGGACUGGCCAGCUAACAGGUUACAAGCUAGUACCAGGUUCAAAUUGUUUACCUUUGGCUGGUUCUGAGGCAAAGUUCCUAAGAAGAGCUGCUUUCUUGAAACAUAAUCUUUGGGUCACACCCUAUGCCCGUGAUGAAAUGUAUCCUGGAGGAGAGUUUCCUAAUCAAAACCCUCGUGUUGGUGAGGGAUUAGCCACUUGGGUUAAGCAAAAUCGCCCCCUUGAAGAAGCUGAUAUUGUUCUUUGGUAUGUUUUUGGGGUGACUCAUAUUCCUAGGCUGGAAGACUGGCCUGUCAUGCCAGUGGAUCGCAUUGGAUUCAUACUGAUGCCUCAUGGUUUCUUUAAUUGCUCACCAGCAGUCGAUGUCCCUCCAAGUGCUAGUGACAUGGAUCUAAAGGAGAAUGAGAUCGCAGCUAAGCCUGUUCAGAAUGGAAUAAUUGCUAAACUUUAAAAACCAUACUUCAUGGCAUUUUAGUUCUGGUUAUGUUAGCCAAUAAUCAAGCCAUUUCCCGCAUUAGGUAAAUGAUACUCGAGUAUGGUUUGGACUAGUAACUAUGAUUACUAUGUGUAAAUGUUACUCUUGUUAAAUUGGGAAGAGACGAUCUCUAGACAAUGUAUGGAUCCAUUAUGGAAAUUAGGUUUUGUUUGGUUUGUUGAAUGCUAAAGACCCUAGAUUGAAAAAAGUUAUUGCACUUUUUAUAAUUAUUGAUGGAAAGACGGAUUCUCUUUAUUAGAGGUAUACUUUUUUAAUAGUAAUUAAAAAUAAUGCAGUUCA
This is a messenger RNA of Rubroshorea leprosula, 3013 nucleotides long. NCBI's taxonomy places the organism in Eukaryota, Viridiplantae, Streptophyta, Magnoliopsida, Malvales, Dipterocarpaceae. The record is from the annotation of a GenBank genome assembly.